GUCACUUCAAUGCUUGUUUCUAUUCAUUACGAUCAAUCAUUUAUCAUUCAAGAUGUCAUCGUGCGAGUUUAAUAUGCCAACAGUCCCUCCACAAAGGAUGGAAAAAACCAGUCCAAGAUCCAGGGACAGAAAUAAUAACCAGGAACGAGCUGAUCCCCCUCCUUUCCCCACUCAAGGGGAAAGAAGUGGGGAAGACACGAGGAAAGGAAAAGUCAUAACAAUAGAAAUAGACAUAAAAAAGAGUCCGUCAGGAUACCAUCAUCAUCAAACGUAGAAUGAAGGAACAACACCAGAUACACUGGAUAAACAGAAACCUUG
Aspergillus candidus is the source of this 318-nucleotide messenger RNA. RefSeq lists its product as uncharacterized. Bases 53 to 274 code for a protein of 73 amino acids. The record is from RefSeq and is a predicted model, not a curated record. NCBI's taxonomy places the organism in Eukaryota, Fungi, Ascomycota, Eurotiomycetes, Eurotiales, Aspergillaceae. The transcript has a single exon.